AUGCUGCGCCGCUCGCUGCUUCGUUGUCAGGUGAACCGUGCUCCAGCUCGACCAGGUCCCACGCUGUACGGCUGGGGCCGCACGGAGCAGAAGCGCCGCCUUGAGUACGAAGCGACGGAGUCCAAGUAUCACAAACGCGAUUUCAACAAGUGUUGGGAUGUCGCCGGUGUCGAGCAGCGCUACUCAGACUUCAUGCAGGUUCGUACCUACUUCUCCAUCGGCUCUCGCUGGGGCACCUGGCUGUACAACAUGAUCCAGUUCUACGUGCUGUCCAUGCUCCCCAUCUUUGCCUUUAUGCACUUCCUCCAUAAGGGCAUCGAGGCCUACGAUGACAGCAUUCGCAGGGCAGCCUGGUGGUAA
Molecule: messenger RNA, 360 nt
Organism: Leishmania braziliensis MHOM/BR/75/M2904
Lineage: Eukaryota; Euglenozoa; Kinetoplastea; Trypanosomatida; Trypanosomatidae
Exons: 1
Coding region: 1-360 (119 amino acids)
Source: RefSeq, a predicted model, not a curated record